This is a messenger RNA of Zingiber officinale, 1848 nucleotides long. RefSeq lists its product as uncharacterized. The record is from RefSeq and is a predicted model, not a curated record. The transcript has 6 exons. Bases 242 to 1660 code for a protein of 472 amino acids. NCBI's taxonomy places the organism in Eukaryota, Viridiplantae, Streptophyta, Magnoliopsida, Zingiberales, Zingiberaceae.
AUUUGCCGCAAGCUUUUGCUUGUCAAGUUGUCCGUGGACCAUGGGCGCUGUCCAAGGAAGAAGAAGAAGACGAGGAUGAGACAAUUCUUAAGCGCUGCAACUGCAUCCAUGACGCUAAUUUGCAGCUCCCGGUUCGGUGGUUUGUGAUCGAGCAGAUUCUCAUUCUCCAGGAAUCCUUGUUCUUUUCUUGCUCUUCCCAUUUCUGAUCGCAGUUGCAAUCCGAGGCCUUGGGCGCUUGGCCAUGGAGUACGAACGCAUCCAUAAGCCGUUGGCUGCGCAGGGCGGCGGGUUCUCUCCGAAGAAGCUUCGGAAGGUGUUGCUCAGAGUGGAGAGGAGGAGAAAUGAAGAGGAGGAGAUGGAAUCGAAGGCUUCGUUGAGAUCGGAACCGUCGGAGGUCGAGAGCGGAAGGGCCAGCGAGGUGGAUAGUUGCAAGGACGUGGAGUGCUCCAUUCCGAACAGAUCGAGAGAUCUUCCGAUCGCCGCAGGGAGGAUUAGGGUACAAGAGGACGAUGCUCUCGAAUCAGACAGUGCGUCCGCCGGAUUCGAGUUCCAGAAGGCGGAGAGGACGCAGUCACUCCCGCCGAACCGGUCGACGGCCACGGCGGGGUUGGUGCCGCCGUUCUCGAAGCCAGCGCCGUCGAAGUGGGACGAUGCGCAGAAGUGGAUUGCGAGCCCGACAUCGAACCGAGGCGGAAACAAGGGCGGCGGCGGAGGGCAGGCGAGGAAAGGAGGCUUAGCGGGAUACAUAACUCGUCAGGCUUCUUCGAAGUUCGUUUUGGACGCGGUGGAGGAAGCCGAUACCAAGAGAGUGGACGUGAACGUGAACCAUGCUCAGAAAGAGACGGAUUCAGCAGCCAUGCCUGGAGUUGUUUUCGACAAUUCUGAUGCUAAUCCAAGUUGGCACGAUCUAUCGACUACUCAGAGUGCUACGGCAUUUAUGACACCAGCAGCCACUGUCAGGGCUGUGUCUAUGAGGGAUAUGGGUACAGAAAUGACUCCUGUGGCAAGCCAAGAGCCUUCUCGGACAGGAACACCCAUUAGAACAGCUUCACCGUCGACACUGCAAAAAACAGCUACAUGUUCAACUCAGACAUACCCAGCCGCUGGCAACGAGGAACAACAGAGCAUUAGAGAGGUGCCGGAGAAGGAGCAACGAAAAACCACCAGGAGGGAGAUACUCAUGCUAGGCCAGCAAUUGGGCAAGACGAACAUAGCUGCGUGGGCCGGCAAGGAAGAGGAAGCAACCGAUGCAUCUACUUCGACUAAGACGGUGUCAAAGGAGGAGGACCUGGCCAGAAGUGCCCCUGGAGCUCGUGCAGCGGCAUGGGAGGAAGCUGAAAAGGCCAAGUAUCUUGCUAGGUUUAAAAGUGAAGAGAUCAAAAUUGUAGCAUGGGAAAAUCAUCAAAAAGCAACCAUAGAAGCUGAAACAAGGAAAGUUGAGGUUGAGGUAGAGAGAUUGAGGGCAUCUGCCUAUGAGAGAUUGAUGAACCAGCUCGCGGCUGUAAGACACAAAGCCGAAGACAAGCGAGCGGCAGCAGAAGCCAAAAGAAAUCAAGAAGCUGCAAAAACUGCCCAACAAGCAGACUACAUUCGAAGAACCGGUCGCAUUCCUUCGAGAUUUUCUUGCUGGAGUUGGUGUUCCUACUGCAGAUUUCUUUGAAGGAAAAGAAGGCUCAUUCCACAGAAGAAGAGGAAGAAUUCUAAAUAGAUGUGUCGUUAAAUGUUCAUUGUUUUUGAAUAAUCAAUUAUUGUUUAUGUAAAGUUGAUGAUCAUGAAAAACCAUCAAAUAUUUGUUAUGUCAACAGAAAUGUAAAUUAGAUUGUUUUAUGUUCGUAUUAUAAUUUGACC